Messenger RNA from Guillardia theta CCMP2712, 876 nucleotides. RefSeq lists its product as hypothetical. NCBI's taxonomy places the organism in Eukaryota, Cryptophyceae, Pyrenomonadales, Geminigeraceae. The record is from RefSeq and is a predicted model, not a curated record. The transcript has a single exon. The coding region runs from base 1 to 876 and encodes 291 amino acids.
AUGGCUGCUGUUGCUGCGCAAGACGCUUCCUCCUCACUUUACUCUCUCCUCAUCUUCCCUUCUGCCCCCCCCUUGCCACCCCCCAGCUUCUCUUUCCUUGACAGAGGGGAAGAGGCUGUGGAGGAGACAGCAGGGGAAGAGGCUGUGGAGGAGACAGCAGGGGAAGAGGCUGUGGAGGAGACAGCAGGGGAAGAGGCUGUGGAGGAGACAGCAGGGGAAGAGGCUGUGGAGGAGACAGCAGGAGAGACUGUGUGUGAGCAAGCUGAACCACAGCCUAAGCCUGCAGGCAAGAAGAAACGCAGAAACAGAAAGAAGAAUCGAAUGGUCGAGGUAGAGCUAUCCGGACCAGCGUACGCAAACCUGCAAUAUCAGGCGAGAAGAGCGAACUGCUUCUAUCCAAAGGGGAGCGAGCGGGAGGGAGAGCCAGACGUAGAAAGGUUCUUGAACGAGGUUGGUCAGGGUCUCCACCAGUUGGAUCCGGUUCCGAAGCCAAGUCCUACAUUCGAGACUGUAUGGAAGGAGGUGAAGGCGGAGCUACAGCUGCCGUCAGAUUGCAACCCCACCAAUAUUGAGGAGAUCGAGGAUGAGCGGGCUAUGCGGCUCCACAUGAAAAAGGCUCAACAGGCAUGCAUGCCUUAUCUAGACAUGAUCAUAGUAUCUGCUGCAUCCUUUUACGGCAAGGGGAAACGCGCCGAAGAGUAUUUGGGUUUUUUUGAAGAGUUGUACAGCCCGGAAAGAAUUGGCGGCUACCUGAACAAGGACGGUGGGGCAAGCGAUGACGAGAAAGUGAAUUCUCAGAUGGGGAUGUGCUAUUUGGUAAGGAGCCCAUUGUUCAGGGAAAGGGUUCAAGAGUUGUGUUUGCUAGGGAUGAUGUAG